Cylicocyclus nassatus is the source of this 650-nucleotide messenger RNA. The record is from the annotation of a GenBank genome assembly. Lineage: Eukaryota; Metazoa; Nematoda; Chromadorea; Rhabditida; Strongylidae.
CGACAAUAUCAUGCAAGCAGUCCAAGCUACGAGCGAGAGAUGGUCGAUUAUUCACCACCAGCUAACUAUUAUGGUGGAAAGGACUACCCCGAGGUCAAAUUGCAUGUUUUGCACUGUGGAAGACAACAAGGAUCAACACCCGACUGGACGUUGCUGCAAAUUCCCCGACGCUGUGUCGCGGGCAGUGCAAGCGUCAGCCCUUGGACUCUGCGAAAGGUGCCUUCAACCGAAACACCACGAAGAUUGUGGUGUAACGUGCCCCAUUUGCGGCAGGCUGCAUAACGUCCUGCUAUGCCCAAACAGAGGACAGAAUGGGCCAUUUAAACGGCGAAAGUAAAAGCCCCAACGUUCAUUCCAUGUUCCCGACCACCUCUCAACCCAAUAAGCUAUGAUCUUCUCCAGUUCGUCAAGCCCAACUCCGCCGCAACUACGUACCCUCCACUUCUCCUUCGCCUCAACAUCGCAUCCAGUCUUCAGCCGCUCGACAAGUUUUUUUGUUGUUCCGUUCCUUUCCCCCCUCUAUUAUACGUUUUUGUAACUCCUUGUAACAUUUUGUUGUUAAUUCUGCUGUUUCCAUAUCAUUUUCUCUGUUUCUUGCUGUUCUUAUACCCAUUGCGAAAUAUCCCUUCCCUUUUUUUCAUCCUUCCUUU